Parus major (Great Tit) is the source of this 1576-nucleotide messenger RNA. RefSeq names its product phosphatidylinositol glycan anchor biosynthesis class H (gene PIGH). Gene Ontology annotation, biological process: GPI anchor biosynthetic process. Gene Ontology annotation, cellular component: glycosylphosphatidylinositol-N-acetylglucosaminyltransferase (GPI-GnT) complex. The transcript is spliced from 4 exons. Lineage: Eukaryota; Metazoa; Chordata; Aves; Passeriformes; Paridae. Bases 26 to 601 code for a protein of 191 amino acids. The record is from RefSeq and is a predicted model, not a curated record.
GCCGGGCCGGUCCCGCCUGCCCGGCAUGGCGGAGGAGCGGCGGUUCCGCUCGGCCUCCGGGGCGCCGAUCGCGCUGCGGCGCCGCCAGCACAGCGCGUCCUGCCGGGAGCUGGCGGUGCGCGGCCCUCGCCUGCAGCUGCGCUCGCUCAGCGCCGCCACCUCCGCCGUCUGGCUGGCGGCCUACGGGCUCUUCGCUCUCAGCGAGAACAGCAUGGUGCUCUCUGCAGCCAUCUUCAUCACGCUGAUUGGCCUGAUCAUAUACCUGCACUUUGUGAAGAUUGACCAGGAAUCCCUGCUGGUCAUCGGCUCACUUGGCAUUCAGGUGACUUCAUCCUAUGCCUCAGGGAAAGAGAGCACAACCUUCAUUGAGAUGGGUCAAGUGAAGGAUGUGGUUAUCAAUGAAGCCAUCCAUAUGCAAAAAGUUAUCUACUACCUGUGUAUCCUCCUCCAGGACCCUGAAGAUCCUCAGGGAGUAUCUGAGGUUGUGCCACUCUUUCAGAGCUCCCAGCCACGACUGGACUGCUUGAUAGAAGUGUACAAAAGUUGUCAAGAGAUCCUGGAGCAGAGGAAGACAGAUCCACAAUCAAGUGAAAUAAAAUAGCUGAAAAAAGCAGCAAACUUUCAGCAGGACUCAGAGGGAGACAUGGAAAAGCAAGCAAAACUGCCCCAUAAGCAGAACUUUUUAGGCUCAGCCAGAAGGCUCUUGCCUCUUGCCUUUCCAGAAAAGAAUUAUGAGGAAAUAGGGAAAAGGGAGAUAAGAAAAUGCAUCAAUUUUUUACUCUUUCUUGCAUCUAAAAAUUAUGCUAAAAUUAAAAAAUAACCUUGGCUGGUCUGCCAUAAGUAUGCAUUCUUUGGUUUUUAUUUAACCCUUUGUUUGAGGAACACACUCUAAAUACCUAGAUAUUAUCUAAAGCUGAUGUGUGGGCUCAGAGAGUACCUUCCUGAUCACUGGAGAAUUUCAUAAAGACAAAACCAGAAAAUUUAACUCUUGCAUUCAGUUAUGUUUAAUGAAAUAAACAUAAGAGAUCUGAAGACUGACCUCUUCAGGGAGCUGCUUGAAAGAGUCCCAUGGGAUGGGGCCCUAGAGGGAAGAAGGAUCUGAGAAAGCUGAUAGUCAAGGAUCAUUUCUUCUGAAAUCAAGAACAGUCCAUCCCAAUGAGCAGGAAGUCAAGCAGAAAUGCCAGGAAGCCUGCAUGGAUGAACAAGCUGCUCCUAGCAACACUUGAACACAAAAUGGAAGUAGACAGAAGGUGGAAUUAGGGACAGGUAAUUUGGGAGGAAUGUAGCAACACUGUUCGAGAUGUAGUUAGAGAAGCUAAAGCCCAGCUGCAGAUGAAUCAGGUAAAGGAUGUCAAAGGGAACAAGAAUGGUUUCAGUAAGUGCUUAACUAUCAAAAGGAACACAGGAAAAAUGUGAACCCACUGCUGAAUUGGGCAGGGCUUGUGGACACAGGACAUGGAAAAGUUGUGGCAUUUAAAGGGCCACAUCUGUUACUCUGAGAAUGUGAGGCACAUGUAUUGUUGAAAAUGGUGGUAAUGUGAAUAAAAGUUUUAUUGAUCUGUGCUCUUAAUAGUAA